Nyctereutes procyonoides (raccoon dog) is the source of this 3165-nucleotide messenger RNA. It is a transcript of the gene ZCCHC8, whose product is annotated as zinc finger CCHC-type containing 8. Gene Ontology annotation, molecular function: RNA binding; zinc ion binding. The coding region runs from base 235 to 2532 and encodes 765 amino acids. The transcript has 14 exons. NCBI's taxonomy places the organism in Eukaryota, Metazoa, Chordata, Mammalia, Carnivora, Canidae. The record is from RefSeq and is a predicted model, not a curated record. Gene Ontology annotation, cellular component: catalytic step 2 spliceosome.
CAUGCUCCCUAGCAAUCUCGGAAGUGACUCUGAGUCACUUCCAUUGCAUUCUGGGAGUUGUAGUCUCUCGGGGGCUGACCCGCCCCUUGUGCAGCUUCGGCGGCCUACGUUUGGAGAAAGUCUACCCGGUGGCUUGGCGCGGUCCGAGCCCUAGCGAGCGGUGCCGCCCUACAACCAUCGCCCCCGGGCCGGCGGCCAGCUCCGCCUCUUCUCGAAUCUCUCCCACAGCCCAACAUGGCGGCGGAGGUGGAUUUUGGCGACCUAGAGCUGUUCGAGGCGUUUGACCACCCAGAGGACUCGAUCCCGAAGCCCGUUCACACCCGCUUCAAGGACGACGACGGCGACGAGGAGGACGAGCAUGGGGCCGGCGACGCGGGGCUACGGGAGCGGCUUCGGCAGUGCGAGGAAACCAUCGAGCAGCUCCGCGCCGAGAAUAUCCUUCCCGCUCGCUCGGGCCGGCUCGCCGGCGUGCGCCAAGCCCAAGUCGAUGCAGUCAUUUUGCCGUUUGUCCGUAGGAGAGAGCCGGCUGCUCAGACCUUCGCGUGGAUCUGUGCUUUACAGUGGGGUCGAAGCCAGUGGCCAGGGUGCGGGGUCGGGGGCUUUCAAGGAGCUGAGGCAUCAGCGAGGCAUGGCCAGUUGCCUGAUAGAGUUGGUGGAAUAUUGGUGAACAAUACUAAGUUAGAUGGACCUUUAUUACAGAUUCUAUUUAUGAACAAUGUUAUUUCAAAGCAAUAUCAUCAAGAAAUAGAGGAAUUUGUAUCAAAUUUAGUAAAAAGAUUUGAGGAACAGCAGAAAAAUGAUGUGGAAAAGACUUCCUUUAAUCUUUUGCCCCAGCCAUCUAGUGUUAUGCUAGAAGAGGACCAUAAAAUAGAAGAAUCCUGUGCCAUUGAAAACAACAAGGAAGCUUUCAGUGUUGUAGGAAGUGUCCUGUAUUUUACUAAUUUUUGCCUUGAUAAAUUGGGGCAACCGCUACUAAAUGAAAACCCUCAGCUUACCGAAGGAUGGGAAAUACCCAAGUACCAGCAAGUCUUCAGCCACAUUGUUUCUCUAGAAGGGCAAGAAAUACAAGUAAAGGCAAAAAGGCCAAAGCCUCACUGUUUCAAUUGUGGUUCUGAAGAACAUCAAAUGAAAGAUUGCCCAAUGCCGCGGAAUGCUGCUCGAAUAAGUGAAAAGAGAAAAGAGUAUAUGGAUGCCUGCAGCGAGACAAAUAGCCAGAAUUUCCAGCAGCGAUACCAUGCAGAAGAGGUGGAAGAAAGAUUUGGAAGAUUCAAGCCAGGAGUCAUUAGUGAGGAACUUCAGGACGCGCUAGGUCUGACCGACAAAAGCCUCCCGCCUUUUAUAUAUCGGAUGCGCCAGCUGGGGUACCCACCAGGGUGGCUCAAAGAGGCUGAACUUGAGAACUCAGGGCUUGCACUCUACGAUGGAAAAGAUGGUGCUGAUGGGGAAGCAGAAGCCGGAGAGACCCAACAGAACAAAAGUGUCACCUAUGAUCUCUCGAAAUUGGUAAACUAUCCAGGUUUUAAUAUCUCUACUCCCAGAGGAAUUCCAGACGAAUGGAGGAUGUUUGGGUCCAUACCAAUGCAGGCGUGUCAACAGAAGGACGUGUUUGCCAAUUACCUUACUUCUAACUUCCAAGCGCCAAGUCUGAGGUCUGGCAGCAAGAGGUCUUCGUCCCAGUCCAGCCCUAGCAGCCCAAAGAAGCAGAAGAAGGAAAGCAGCUCAGGAGCCUCGCCUGCAGAUAUGGAGCUCGACUCCGAUGCGGAGGUCCCACACAGCUCUCCAAGUGGAGCGUUUCAGUUCCAGCCCCCUUUGCCCCCUGGCACUCCUCCUCCCCUGCCACAGGGGACUCCUCCGCCCAUCUUCACCCCUCCACUCCCCAAGGGCACCCCGCCACUGACUCCCAGCGACUCGCCCCAGACCAGAGCAGCAUCCGCAGCUAUGGAUGAGGACUCGCUGACUUUGGAAGAACUUGAGGAACAGCAGAGGCGGAUCUGGGCGGCCCUUGAGCAGGCCGAGAGCGUGAACAGCGAUUCUGAUAUUCCCGUUGACACCCCUCUCACUGGGAACUCGGUUGUCUCUUCUCCUUGUCCACAUGAGCUGGACCUCCCGGUUCCUGAGGGGAAACCCCCUGAAAAGCAGAGGCCUGAGGAACCUGAGGGACCAGACGUUUGUACAAAGAAAUUGGAAGUUGAACAUUCUCUGAGCCCAGAUUCUGAGCCUCCGUUGCUUUGUCAGGAGGAGGAGGAAGAGUCUGUUCAGAUCGACUCUAAAGAUGCUCUUGAUAACGGCAAUGGCCUGUCGAACUGCGAUGUUAGUAAUGGAGGCAGUCAGAAGCUCCUCCAUGUGGACACCAGCCCUUCAACAGCCACGAAGAUUCACAGCCCUGUACCUGACAUGAGCAAGUUCGCGACUGGAAUAACGCCAUUUGAAUUUGAGAAUAUGGCCGAAUCUACUGGAAUGUACCUCAGGAUAAGAAACUUGUUAAAGAACUCUCCCCGAAACCAGCAGAAAAACAAAAAGGCCUCCGAAUAACUGCUUGACAUAGCAGGAAGAGCUAUUUAAUUAUCUAUAAUUUUGUGUUUUGUUAAUUAGUAACAACUGGAGAUAAAUUGUUUUCAGAUUUUUCUCUCCCAUGUAAAAACCUAUCCAAAGCUUAAUUGUGGCCUGAAGUCAGGCCUGUUUUAAAGAACAGAACAGAAAGACUGGGCUUGCUGGUUUACUAUAUUUUAUUCUUACUGAUAAAAACUUGGGGUGGGAGGGGGCUGAGAAUGUAAGUACGAGCUGGUUUAGAGAUAGUUUGCUAAGGUUUCUACUACUUUUGGAUUGUGUCUGUCAAGAGUGAUUGAUGGUUUUUAUCUGUCUUUUGUACAUUGUUUUCCCUUUCUACAUUUUGCUAAUUAUCCUGUAUAUAAGUUUAAUAUAUCAUUUUUUAAAAGAAAAAAAUUCUAACCAUUUUAAAUUCAUAUUUCAACUCUGACAACCAAAUGAGAAAAAUCAGGGAUGAGCAGCUUUACCCCAUUUGGGGUAUUUUUGUAAGUGAUUUACACACAUCAAUUUUAAUAACACUUUUACUUUUUUGUAACUUCAUUCCUCAUAUAAGUUUGCUAUACAGGUAUGUUCAUCUUUGUGUACAAAGGUUUAAUAAAUUAGCUUUCAUAUACAUUA